Molecule: messenger RNA, 1814 nt
Organism: Thamnophis elegans (Western terrestrial garter snake)
Lineage: Eukaryota; Metazoa; Chordata; Lepidosauria; Squamata; Natricidae
Gene: ALG11
Product: ALG11 alpha-1,2-mannosyltransferase
Exons: 5
Coding region: 272-1717 (481 amino acids)
Biological process (GO): protein N-linked glycosylation
Cellular component (GO): endoplasmic reticulum membrane
Molecular function (GO): GDP-Man:Man(3)GlcNAc(2)-PP-Dol alpha-1,2-mannosyltransferase activity
Source: RefSeq, a predicted model, not a curated record
CUUUCUUUCAUCUUCAGUCAAAAGCAUGUUCAAAAUACUGGGAACCCAGAUUUAAAGAGAUCAACAUGAAAAGGGCACAAUGUUUAUUGAAGUUUUUCUGUGUGACAGACAGAAAAUGUGAGCUGUGUGAUGAAAAAUGAUCAGUCCUACUAACAAACGCAGAAGGAAUGAAAAUAUCAAGCAAAGAAACGGCGACAGACUUUUGGUUAUUAGGAAAGGAUCGUAGGUCUUUGAACAAGGAAGAGGCAGACAUUGUAAAUCGGGAGCCGUUAUGGGAAACAGAUUACUCUAUUCAUUGAUUAUACCUGCCUUCAUAUUAGCUGGAGGUUUAUUUCUCUGUCUGUUGCUUCUACUCUAUUGUUUACGAUUCUGGCUUCAACGACGGAGAAAUCUACUAACGCCUCCAGGGGAUGAUGGGGAAAAGCCACUCGUAGUUGCAUUUUUCCAUCCAUAUUGUAAUGCUGGUGGUGGUGGAGAGAGAGUGCUAUGGUGUGCUUUGAGAGCUUUACAGAAAAAGUACAAGAAUGCCUCCUAUAUUGUCUACACAGGUGAUACUGAUGCUAGAGCUGAGCAUAUUCUACAAGGUGCAUACAGGCGAUUCAACAUCAGACUGAAACACCCUGUGAAGUUUGUGUUCUUGAAUAAGCGCUACUUAGUAGAAGCCUCCCGUUAUCCGUAUUUCACUCUGUUAGGUCAGAGCUUAGGAUCUGUGUUUCUUGGCUGGGAAGCUCUUACGAAGUGUAUCCCUGAUAUUUAUAUUGACUCCAUGGGUUAUGCAUUCACGCUUCCUCUCUUUAAAUAUCUGGGAGGUUGCCGAAUAGGAUGUUAUGUUCACUAUCCUACAAUCAGUACUGAUAUGCUUUCUGUGGUCAGGAAUCAGCAUGCACGAUUUAAUAAUGCAGCCAUUAUCACAAAAAAUCCCCUCUUAAGUAAAAUGAAACUUGUAUAUUAUUACUUUUUUGCUUCCAUAUAUGGGCUAGUUGGUUCUUGCAGUGACACUGUCAUGGUUAAUUCUACAUGGACUCUCAAUCACAUCCUUUCCCUCUGGAGGUGUAACGACCGCACAAGCAUUGUGUAUCCACCUUGUGACGUACAGACUUUCCUGGAUAUUCCACUACAAGAAGAAAAUGGGAUUAUAAAACCAACAGUUGUUUCUAUAAGCCAGUUCAGGCCGGAGAAGGACCACUCCCUGCAGAUUAGAGCUUUUGCUAAAUUUUUGGCUAAAACUGAAGGACAGCCACUCUUGCCAAAGCUUAUUUUGAUUGGGGGCUGUCGUAACCUAGAUGAUGACCAGCGUGUAAAUGAACUUAAGAAGCUCUGUCAAGAGUUAGGCAUUGAAAAAAAGGUGGAAUUCAAAGUUAAUAUUCCAUUUGAAGAACUAAAGAGGCAUCUGGCUGAUGCAACUAUUGGACUUCACACCAUGUGGAACGAACAUUUUGGAAUUGGAAUUGUUGAAUGUAUGGCAGCUGGCACAAUUAUUCUUGCUCACAAUUCUGGAGGCCCCAAAUUAGAUAUUGUGGUACCAUAUGAAAGAAAUAUAACUGGAUUUCUAGCAGAAGAUGAAGAUGGCUAUGCAGACUCUAUGGCUCACAUCUUUUCAUUAUCUCCUGAAAAAAAGCUGCAGAUCAGACAAAGCGCUCGUGAAUCUGUGAAGAGGUUUGCUGAUCAAGAAUUUGAGGAAACAUUCUUAUUAUCUGUAGAACGGCUAUUUAAAUAAAAUAUUUUGCUUAUAAAUAUAUGACAUACUUGAGUUAUUAUGGAACUACAAAUACAUGUUCUACGUUUCUAUUCAUAGUGCAACAAAGAUUUUACUC